Messenger RNA from Paramecium octaurelia, 926 nucleotides. NCBI's taxonomy places the organism in Eukaryota, Ciliophora, Oligohymenophorea, Peniculida, Parameciidae. The record is from the annotation of a GenBank genome assembly.
AUGCAAGUCUUCAAGGUUUUUAAGUCACUUAAAUACUUAUCAUAUUUUAUCAAUCUGAUUGGUGAAAAGCAAUAUCAAUAUGAAAGAGAUAGAAUGAUUGGAAUGAAUUUUAUAUGUACACCUGGAAGACUCUUCAAGCAUUUUUAAGAGUUCCUGGAUUUGAUGAAAAUAAUGUAAAAGUCUAAGCUAUGAUGAAUCUGAUAGAAUUAGGUUUUUGGACACCUUUAAAGCCAANUAAAGGAUUAUAAAGCUACACUCCCGGUUGAGUAGAUUGAAAAUGAGGAAUAAGACUUAGGAAUUAAAUUAGAGGAUGUUUUAUUACAAGAAUAAAUGUAAGUGAAAAUUAGCAGAAGAAUUCGAAAGGAUAAAUGGUUUAAAAGAAUGGUUUAUUUGAAGAAAGAUUCAUUAAUUUGGGCAAAAUAGGAAUCAGGUGACUCUGAAAAUUAUAUAUUGAUCAUAUCUAUAAAAAAUGUUAUAGGAUAGGACAAUGAUUUCCAUGUAAAACAAUAAUAAUAUAUUAGGUAUACACUAAAGAUGAAAAAACAUUCAAAUUUAGAACAAAUUCACAAGAAAUAAGAGAUGAAUGGAUUAAGAAGAUUGAGUUUUUACAAUUGAAUUUAAAGGGGGAAUUUAAGGAUUUGGAGAAAGUGACUGAAUUGCCACCAGAAAAUGUUCAUAAAUCUUAAUCUAUUGAAUAGAAGAAGAGCCAUUCUAUUGAAAAAUAAAAAGUUUAGCCUGAAGAAAUUGAAGAAAAAACUAAUAAUAGUUAAGAUAUUGCUAGUUUUUAUGACAACUUUUUCCAAUAGAAGAAAGAGUAAGAUUAAUAAAAUAAAGUAAAUAAAAAGUCUCAAUCUAGUGGAAAAUCAAUAUUUCAUCAGAUUUUCUGUUGUUACUCUCAAGACUAUGAAACUGAUAGAGGGUUUUGA